Messenger RNA from Maudiozyma barnettii, 909 nucleotides. It is a transcript of the gene ILV6, whose product is annotated as acetolactate synthase regulatory subunit. Gene Ontology annotation, biological process: branched-chain amino acid biosynthetic process. Bases 1 to 909 code for a protein of 302 amino acids. Gene Ontology annotation, cellular component: mitochondrial nucleoid; acetolactate synthase complex. NCBI's taxonomy places the organism in Eukaryota, Fungi, Ascomycota, Saccharomycetes, Saccharomycetales, Saccharomycetaceae. The transcript has a single exon. Gene Ontology annotation, molecular function: acetolactate synthase regulator activity. The record is from RefSeq and is a predicted model, not a curated record.
AUGUUGAGAAGUGUUCUAAGAACCACUGUGGCUAACAGCCCUGCAUGUGGCUCUAUUCGUUAUAGUUCCUCAUCAACUAGUGCUAUGGCCUACAAACAACUACAUAGACACGCAAAGAGACCUCCAUUGCCAACCGUGGAGACUCCUGCUUGGGACGCCAACACUGCUGUCUCCUCCAUUCUAUAUGAUACACCAACUCCAUCAAAACAGCCUAAACAUCAACAUGUAUUGAAUUGUCUGGUACAGAAUGAACCUGGUGUGUUAUCUCGUAUCUCGGGAACACUGGCUGCUAGAGGCUUCAAUAUCGAUUCUUUAGUGGUAUGUAACACUGAAGUUAAGGAUUUAAGUAGAAUGACUAUCGUUUUACAAGGUCAAGAUAGUAUCAUUGAACAAGCUAGAAGACAGAUCGAAGAUCUAGUGCCUGUUUAUGCCGUAUUGAACUAUACUAACUCCCAAAUGGUGAAACGUGAAUUGGUUCUUGCUAGAAUAUCAUUAUUAGGUUCUGAAUAUUUCCAAGAUUUGUUAUUGAAUCAUCAUCAUGAUGAAACAAAUGCAGGUUUAAUCUCUAAGAUUAGAAAAGAAAAAUACCAUCCUUCGAACUUAUUACCAAGUGAAGUCCACAGAUUAAAACAUCAACAUUUGAAUGAUAUUACCAACUUAGCUAAGAAUUUCGGUGGUAAAAUCGUAGAUAUCUCAGAGACCAAUUGUAUUGUUGAAUUGGCUGCUAAACCUACUCGUGUAUCUGCAUUUAUUAAGUUGUUGGAACCAUUCGGUGUCCUAGAAUGUACAAGAAGUGGUAUGAUGGCUUUACCAAGAACUCCAUUGAAGACUUCUCAUGAAGAAGCUGAAGAAGAUAGUGAUAGUUUAAUUAGUGAAAUCGUUGAUAUCUCUCAAUUACCACCUGGUUAA